UACUAUUGCAGAUUAAUCAAUACUAAUACAUGCAAAUUAAUACUAUUACAUGAUAAUCAAUACCAAUACGACAUAAACAAUACCAAUGCAACAAAAUCAAUACCAAUCAAUAAAAACACUGAUACUUAUUAACCAAUACCAAUACAUGCAAACCAAUACCAAUACAAUUACAUCACUACCAAACAACAAUAUCAUUGCGAAAAAAUUACCAAUAGGAAAAAAACACUACUACUAAAAAAUCACUACCAAUACAAACAAAAUACAUACCAAUACAAACAAAAACUAUCUCUUUCCUAGCCGUUGAUUUUGGCCCGAUGAGAUGCAGAAGAAUAACAGAAGAGAAGGAGAGAGAGAGAGAGAGAGAGAGAGAGAGAGAGAGAGAGAGAGAGAGAAGAUUAAGUUUUUGUAUGAGAUGUGGGUGUAGGGGUGGAGGAGAUGGCAAGGGAGUUGAGGAGAUGGGCGGAGGGUGGGGGGAAAGAGGGGAGGGGAGUGGAUGAGGUGGGCGGAGAAAGAGAGGGGGCGGGUAGUUGGCAGUCGGCUGUCGUCGUCUAGGGUUUGGCUGGAGGAGAUGGUAGAUUAGAGUUUGGGUAGAAUAUAUAGAAUAAUCAGGUGUGGACUAUUUUUUGUUUCCAAAAUUACCCUGAAACAAAAUUAACCGUGAGAUUAAGAAAAGAGGAAAACAAGAAAAAUGGACGGCAGAUAGUUAUGUAGCCACGGUGACUACUAAAAUUUUAGUUGCCACCCUAAUGCUCCGUGGCGUAGCUAGGAAUUUUGUUAAGGUGGUUUGAAAAUAGGUAUAAAAUUUUGUGAAAGGUUAGCAUCAAAAGGCAGUCGACAACCUAACUCAGAUGUUGGGGAACGUCAUCACGUUAUAGACGGAGUUUUUUAGAAACAAUAUGAGAUUUUUUGUCGUUGAACAUAUGGUGAAUACGUUAGGGAAUGACGAGCGGCAAGCGGACAAACCGAGCAGCUAGUAGUUGACAGUUGAUAGAUAAUAAAAGACAGAUGCAAUCGUGUUUCUUGGUUUGAUGUAAAAGAUACUAAUGAAUAAAAAUAUUAGAUGUUAAAACAUAAAAAUAAAAUUACUUGAAACUGAACAAUGUUAAUAUGUUAUAGUGAAAGAGAGGUUGACAGUUCAAUAACCCUUAUAAAAGUGAUAUAAGUUUACCUUUUUUGUGGUUAGAUACUACUUAAGGGCUAUUAUUGAUAAUUUCUAUUUGUGUAUUGGAAAGCCAAGGUGGUGCAGUCAACCCACCUUGGCCCAACGCGGCUCCGCUACGGUUUGGUCAGGUAUUCUUUUCAUAAAUUUGUAGAUCAAAUAAAUCACGAUAAAUUCGUUUCAUCUGUACAAAAAAAUUUAAAAUUCGAGUUAAAAUUGAUGGUGGCAAUGAGUGGUAUAGAUUUAUUUUCUCGAAAUAUAUUGAAAAUGGAUCUCAUUUCGUAGAUCACCAUGAAAAAAAUGAUAACCGACUAGAAAAAAUAACAAGUCAUUAAUUAUCAUUCCUUAAAUCUAGACUUUUUAAAUCUACUAAAAUCUAAGAGGCCGGAUCUAGUUAUGGAAUGAUGUAUAAGGAACCUUAUCCUAUACCCACAUGCUCACAUCCAUACCAUACACAUCUUAUGAGGGGUGGAUCUUGGUCGAUUUCGUUCUAACCGAAAACCAAAAUCUUAGUUAUCGGUUAGCCAAAGUCGUCCAAAUAGCCACCGCCCACCGACACCCAACCGAAGGCCACGCUCGGCUAACCGGCCCACCGAUCGAGCGGUUUUUACUUUUGGGCUCGGUUAGCCGUGAAAAUGAAAUUGUGAUCCGAGGCGGAAGAGGAAAUCGGCAACCUGAGGCGGAAGAGGAAGCCGACGAGCGGAACGACGAUCGUUGUACUGUCUUUGGCUCUCUAAGAUCUGGGGAAGAGGAAGGAGGACCGGGGUCGUGGAGGAGCGAGAUCGUCGGGUCGCGGAGGGGAGGCGACGAGGGAAGGAUUUUUGGAGUCUGGAGGGUGACUGCGGAACGGAGGUCGAAGGACGAGGACGAUGAUUAACAUAUUUGGUUAGAUUUCCGUAUUCGUUUUGGGUGGUGGUGGAAAUUGGUGAGUGGGUCAAAAUGGGGUCGUUUCACAAUAAAUAGAUUAUCUCAUAAAAUUUUGCAAUUCCUACAAAAUCGUCCCUAAUCCGCCCUCCCCCCAAGUCCCAGCUCUGAUUUUCAUAUGAGUGGAGAUUGAAGAAUAAGGCACCAAGAACAGAGGAUUCGUUGUGGGUAACCAACAUCAUCCUCCACCUUCUCAGCCUCUCGAGUACGGUACCUUUCAAGGCGGCGCUAACUACCCGCCACCUCUGCCGCAACCCAUCAUCGGUUUCCCUCAGUAGGUGCCUCCUCCCGACAUCGCUCACUCGUCCUCCCCCGGCGGCGCCGCCUCCUAAUAUACUCAAGGUGAGGUC
Linum trigynum is the source of this 2433-nucleotide messenger RNA. The record is from the annotation of a GenBank genome assembly. NCBI's taxonomy places the organism in Eukaryota, Viridiplantae, Streptophyta, Magnoliopsida, Malpighiales, Linaceae.